This is a messenger RNA of Symbiodinium sp. CCMP2592, 1266 nucleotides long. The record is from the annotation of a GenBank genome assembly. NCBI's taxonomy places the organism in Eukaryota, Dinophyceae, Suessiales, Symbiodiniaceae.
AUGCGCGUGCGAGUCUCAUGCGAUGCCUCCGCUGGCAGCUUGCGCUUUCUGCUUCGAGUGCCACAAGACCUGGAGCUGGUCGCAGAUUUUGUGAGGCAUCUCCACCUUCGCCUGCCGCAGAAGGUGACUUCGCUGGUCUUGAGGGUUGGCGGUUUUGCCUUGCUUCCAACGCUUCGCCUGGCCGACGUCUUGCGAGACGAUGACGAAGUCUGCGUCACUGUGGCCGGAAGCGAUGAACGGCCGGCGAUACAGUCGAGUGUGCCAAUGGCGGCGCUGCCAGAUUCAGCCACGGCCCCGGUGGCCUCCGCGGAGAAAAGACGCAGGGUACGAGACUCAAGAGAUUCUGUGGCUGGCAAGCAUGCAGAUACCCCACCCAAGACGCAGCAAUUGCCCCCAUACCCUCCAGUCCCCCCCGCUGCCGUUGCCGAGCUGGCCAAGAAGCCCAAGGACGCAGGGAACGAGGACGUUGAGGACGUUCCGACGCCCCCAAGCAAGGCCCGCAAGGAGACGAAGCAGUCGAAGCCCAAGGGCGCACUGGUGACCUCGAAGCAGGCAGCAGCCGAAGCACGGCAGGUGCUCGCACGAUCGCGCCAGCCUAGCGAAGAACCGCAGGACGAGGACAUGCAGCAGGCCCGCUCGGUCAACCAUCCGCUUCUCGGAGAGCUCGAGGUGCCUCCUGGGCAACGGACGGAGGAGUUCGUGAAUCGGAAGCUAAGGACUCUGAAGAAGGCCAUCCGAAGACAGGUCGAGCAUUACUUCGGCGACACGAACUGGCCAAAGGACACUCACCUUCAGUCUCUGGCGGAUGGAGAUGGUUUUGUGACCAUCGACAGUAUCGCAGACUUCUCGUUGCUCAAGCAGCUGUGCACCGACCUCCCCACGAUCCGCGAUAGCCUCGAGACCUCCAAGGUGGUCGAGCUUUCGUCGUGCGGUGAGCGCCUGCGCAAGUGCGGACUCGGACCGGGGUGGAAGCGCGCAGAGGCGGCCCUGGAGGUGCCAAAGCCCGCACAAGGCGGCUAUGCCACAGAGCAACCACCCGCUGCUCAGGCAACCACAGCUUCUGGGCACGACAGCGGAGAGGACAGUGCGGAAGAGAGCCAUGGCGCAGAGCCAUCAGUAACGGCCGAGCGCUUCGACCGCGACAUGGACCUGCAGCUGGCUGAGAGGUUCACGGUUUUUGUGUUUUCGAGACGUCGGCAUUUCGUUGGGGACAAUCAACGAGGGCGUCAAGAUUCCGGUGACUGUUUUUCGGCAAGCUUGACUUGA